Messenger RNA from Carassius auratus (goldfish), 2557 nucleotides. RefSeq names its product zinc finger MYND domain-containing protein 19-like. The coding region runs from base 384 to 1160 and encodes 258 amino acids. Gene Ontology annotation, cellular component: synapse; cytoplasm; membrane. The transcript is spliced from 8 exons. The record is from RefSeq and is a predicted model, not a curated record. NCBI's taxonomy places the organism in Eukaryota, Metazoa, Chordata, Actinopteri, Cypriniformes, Cyprinidae.
AUCUCCUAUUGUGACUGGACAGAUCGGCCAAAAGCGUUCAUGUUUAUCCAUGAUACGUCAGCAUAAGAUUUAAACACCCAAUGCAAAUGUUUUGACGAUGCACAGCUCCGAUUGGACAAAUCGCUGUCAGUAUUUCUUCGCGAUUGGUUUAGUUCUGAGUUCUGAGUUCUGUUAGUCCCUCCCCCAGAAAACUAGUAGGUUUUUCCAACACCUCUCACAGCGGUGCAUCACGGAGGUUUGGAAACGGGAGUGGAAGACGCGGGGCAACGACUCACCCUAUUAUACUAGAAAUUGUAUUCAGGGUUGGUUUGCCCGGUCCGAUUUCCAACUUAACAACGUCGUACUUCCUCUCACAUUUCAUCUCAGACCUGACAUCCCCUCUAAUGUCGGAUUUCAAGCUUGGGAUUGUUCGACUUGGCCGUGUGGCCGGGAAGACGACUGAGAUCUUGGCCUUGAAUGUGUCCACUCACUGUCCGAAGUAUCACUGUCUGAACUGUCACUGUCCACUCUUCGACACACAGACAAAGUACACUUUGAUUGAUGAGCAAGACAUACCAUUGGUGGAAAACUAUGCCUUUGAGGCACGCAUGGAAGUUGAUGCAGAUGGGAAUGGGGCAAAAAUCUUUGCUCAUGCCUUUGACAUCGGCAAGGGUAGAUGGGCUGGUCGACUACUGCAUGAGUUACUUUGGGAAAAGCACAGAGGUGGAAUUGCUCCAAGUUUCCAAGUACUUCACAUAAACUCCGUCACAGUGGACAACCGUCUAGACAACUUGCGUCUCGUUCCUGUGGGAUGGAGUCCCAAACCAGAAGAACUGUCCAGCAAACAAAGAGAGCAGUCAUUGUACUGGCUGGCCAUCCAGCAGGUACCAGCAGACCCAGUGGAAGAGCAGUACCUGGAAUUGAGUCGCACACGCUACUACAAUGCCAAUGGAGAGCUGGUGGAAGAGGAGGAGUGUUCCUGCACUUACUACGAGUGUCACUACCCACCUUGCUCGCUCAUUGAGAGGAGGGGGUGUGGUCCUGGUCAAGACAAUCUCCUGAACUCCAAACUGAAUAUUAGAAUGGGAAGGAAAGUUGAGGGAGUUCAACAUCUGUGGCCGAUGCCAAGUGGCACGUUACUGUGGCUCACAGUGCCAACAGAGAGAUUGGCCAGCCCAUAAGAAGCAGUGCCGUGAGCGUAAACGGGUUCUGGCUCUGGAGUCUGAGCCGGAGCGAUGAUCCCCCUCAAUCCCAGUUUGAAGAACGAUGGUCACAGUGGGUGUGGGGUGAAAAAACUGACUGCUAUGAUAGGGGACAAUUUUGGUGGGUUGGAUGGGCCUGAUGGAAAACCUACUUCCCAGAACUUUCAUAUCUCCACAACUUGCCUAUGGGGAUUAUGGGAAAUUUAGUUUUUUGUUGUUCAGAGGGAGGUCUAAAAGGCUCCACCUGCUGCUAUGGAUGUGUGUUUAAUGAAGAAAAACACAUACAUGAUGUCGUCAGAACUCUUUCUCUGUGGACUGCAUAUGAGUAUUGACAGUCAUGCGCUCGCUUGUUCUAUCUGCCCUUCUGUCAUGACGUAUUAGCCGCCAACGAGGGACAAAACUGCUGUACAACUGAUGAUGAGAUGGAAUACGGACCUCUUCACUGUACUACCCUUCUUCCUUUUCUCCCAGUUGGACUUCUUGUGCACAACCUAGCACAUAGUCAUUCACCUGCCCUACCUUCAUAAGUAUAAAGCCACACCACCAGUAUCUGUGUGUGUGCAAUGCCAUUAUUGACUGAAGGACAUGAAUAAAGAGUUUGAUUUUUAUUUUUAUUUAAUUUUUUCCUUUUCUUUUUGGGGUUUCAGUGUUGGGGAAUAUGCCUUUGGGGUGAAGGGAUGUCAUCUUUAAGUCUACCUGUUUUUGAAAUGCAUUACAAUCCUAUUUACCUUUCACACUUGUGUCAUGUUUGGUUUCAUUUACCAUAACAAGCACUCAGUUAGAGGGAUGUCCUGGGAAAAACUUGAAAACCCACAUGGAAAGUUGACUAUGAUUCGUAUUGUCCAUGUGUACUUGGAUGUUUAAUAUUGUCGUUUGGGUCCCAGUCAUUUAAUGUUUAGUCAUCUUGUUUGUCUUAAAAUCUUUGUCAAAGUGAGUUUAACAUGAAUUUUGUUUGGAAAAAAAUACUACAAAAUACUAUUUGCACACAAGUUCUAAGUGUGUCUUCCUCUUUACGUCAAGGGCAACUCUACCAAACUGUGACAUGCACUCCCAAACAAUCAUGUGUAAUAGACUCAUACAUGUGAUAUUUGUCUGAGUUCAUAUUCCGAAUAAUUUAUUUAUCUGGUUUGGUUGGACACUGCUAAAUACCCUCAAUUUUAUCCUUGUACUUAUACUUUUUUUUUUUUAAGCUAUUACCAUACAAACAUUUAAAUGCAUAAAUAUGUUAAUGGACAAGGUUUGUGAUAACUCACCGUCUCUUGUCACUGUAAUAUAUAAGAAUAAAAAUAGUUAAAAUCUCAGAUGUGUAAAGGUUAAUCGGGUAGCAUAGUGUCUGUUUUGUCCAUAUAAUGUUUUCUUUAGAGCCUAAAACUGUU